Molecule: messenger RNA, 1011 nt
Organism: Peniophora sp. CBMAI 1063
Lineage: Eukaryota; Fungi; Basidiomycota; Agaricomycetes; Russulales; Peniophoraceae
Source: the annotation of a GenBank genome assembly
AUGUCACAGACCACCAACGUCUUUCUUACUGGCGCGGCAGGCUACCUGGGUGGCGCAAUCUUGCAGCUGCUUAUGCGGAUGCCAAACCUGGCUAUCACCGCCCUCGUACGUGACGAGCAGAAAGCGGCCAAGCUCGAGCAGCUCGGCAUCGAAACCGUCAUAGGCUCUCUCGACGACGCAGCACUCAUGGAGGCUGAGAGCGCGAAGGCGGACGCCAUCUUCCAGAGCGCGGCGUAUGACCAUCUCAACGGAGUCAACGCGUUGCUCAGAGGCGCGAAGGCUCGCUUCGAGAGGACGGGCAAGCAACCGAUCUUCAUCCAGACCGCGGGGACGGCUAUCUUCGGUAAGCUCGACGCGAUGGGCUCGCCUGCGUCGGGCCCUGCGUUAUCCGACAUGGACCCCAACUUGUACGACCAUAAGAACGCGCUCCCGUACACCGCUAUCAACGACGCGUUGAUCGCCGCAGACGCUGAAGGCUUCGUACGAACAUAUAUCGUGUUCCCGUCCGUGGUCUACGGGACUCUCAAAGGCCUGCUUGUCGACGCGGGCAUCGCGCACGCGUACAGCCUCGCGAUCGCUGUGGCGGUCAAACUGAGUAUCCAGCGCGGGCAGGGUGCGAUGGUCGGCCCGGGUCUCAAUAGAUGGUCUGGGGCUCAUGUUGACGAUGCGGCCGACUUCUACAAGAUCGUCUUCGAGCGUGCGCUAGCAAACGAUGCGACUCACGGCACACAAGGGAGCUACGUCCUAGAGAACUGCGACUUCAACUACAAAGACGCAACGGAGCGGUACACUGCGAUCCUCCAUGCACACGGCAAGAGUGCGAAGCCCGGGCCCGAGGCUUUCACAGCUGCUGAGAUCGAGAAGAACCCGAUGAUCACUCUUUGGGGUGUGGAUAUCCGUAUCACGGGCGACCGUGCGCGGGCGUUGGGGUGGAACCCCACGCAUGGUGUCGAGGAAUUCUUCGAGAGUGUGCAGGAGGAUACAGAGGCUAUUCUCGCGGGAAAGGAUUGA